Messenger RNA from Sorex fumeus (smoky shrew), 489 nucleotides. It is a transcript of the gene QRFP, whose product is annotated as pyroglutamylated RFamide peptide. The transcript has 2 exons. The coding region runs from base 1 to 489 and encodes 162 amino acids. Gene Ontology annotation, molecular function: orexigenic neuropeptide QRFP receptor binding. The record is from RefSeq and is a predicted model, not a curated record. NCBI's taxonomy places the organism in Eukaryota, Metazoa, Chordata, Mammalia, Eulipotyphla, Soricidae.
AUGGUCAGCCCGUGCGCCCUGCGCCUCCUGCUCCUCCUGCCGCUGGCCACCUGCUCCCCUUGGCUGGACAGAGAAGACCCCGGGGGUGUCCAGGCAGGCCCGGUGACCUGGGCCCAGGUGGCAGGGGGCCACCGUGUCCCGGGGGGCACCGCUUGGAGGCUGAGAGGCCUCUGGGCCCCCGCCCUGCUGGUCACGGCCAGAGAGCUGUCGAGCCGAGAGCAGGCCAGCUCUGGGGGCCCCUUUAUGAGGCGUGAAGACGACCAGGAGGCCCCCGACUUCCCCCCGGCUGACAGCAAGAAGGCCCCUGGGCCGCUGGGCACCCUGGUGGAGGGGCUCCAGGGCUACGGCAGGAAGAAAGGGGGCUUCAGCUUCCGCUUCGGCCGCGGGCCUGAGAAUCCUGGCAACGACUCCAGCCCGGGGGGAGCCCGGGGCGAGGGGCGCAGCUCUUCAAAGGUGCCGGACCCCGUCUUGGACCUGAGCCGCUAUUGA